GCAGACACAGAACUAGUGAAAGAAAGUUGCAGCCAGCUCAUUCCUGAGACAUUGACCUCACAACAAACUUCACUCAUGCAUACACCAAAAAAACACAACACACUGUUUCUCACUCCCCCACUGUCUCAACUCACCGUCAUGUAUAUAAAUAAAUGCCUCAUCCAUUACAUACCCAUCACUGACCACAAAAUUAGUAGUAAAUAUUGCUCAAUUUUCUGAAAACAACAUCUGAAAAUUGAAAUAAACAUGGAGUAUGGGAAAUUGGGACCCUCCGAUUCAGGUGGUGGUUCCUCUCGCUCCGAUGUAGCUCUAGUCAACUCAAGAACUAAAACAACCUCCGGAAGAAAGAAGAAGCUCAUUAUUCUAGUACUCCUCGCCGUCGUCCUGAUCGUCGCCUCCGCCGUCGUACUCACCGCUGUACGCUCCCGAGCCGGAGGCUCCGGAGCUUCCACCCUCCGGGCGAAACCGACACAGGCAAUUUCAAACACGUGCAGCAAAACACGGUUUCCUUCACUCUGCGUGAAGUCCCUCCUUGAUUUUCCGGGAUCCACGGCGGCGUCGGAGAGAGACCUCGUCCACAUUUCACUCAACAUGACCUUCCAGCAUCUCGCCAAGGCGCUCUACUCCUCCGCCGCGAUCUCCGCCAGCAUGGAUCCCCGCGUCCGCGCCGCCUACGACGACUGCCUUGAGCUUCUCGAUGAUUCCGUUGACGCUCUUGGCCGCUCACUCUCCUCCUUCGCCGCCGGGUCGUCCUCCUCCGACGUGAUGACAUGGCUCAGCGCCGCGCUCACCAACCAGGACACGUGCGCGGAUGGGUUUGCCGACACCUCCGGCGACGUCAAGGACCAGAUGGCUGGCAACCUCAAGGAUCUUUCAGAGCUCGUCAGCAACUGCCUCGCCAUAUUCGCUGGCGCCGGCGAUGACUUCUCCGGCGUUCCCAUACAGAAUCGACGGUUACUCGCAAUGCGAGAUGAUAAUUUCCCGAGAUGGUUGAACCGGCGAGAUAGGAGAUUGCUGAGCCUUCCGGUGUCGGCAAUGCAAGCCGAUGUUGUCGUCUCGAAAGAUGGCAACGGAACGGCGAAGACCAUCGCCGAAGCUAUUAAGAAGGUGCCGGAGUAUGGCUCCCGGCGUUUCAUUAUCUACGUCAGGGCAGGAAGGUAUGAAGAGAACAAUUUGAAGAUAGGGAGAAAGAGAACCAAUGUGAUGAUCAUAGGGGAUGGAAAGGGCAAGACAGUCAUUACAGGUGGCAAAAAUGUCAUGGAUGGCCUCCUCACCACAUUUCACACUGCUUCCUUUGCUGCUUCAGGCGCAGGUUUCAUUGCAAGGGACAUGACUUUUGAGAACUACGCCGGGCCGGAGAAGCACCAAGCGGUGGCCCUCCGUGUCGGAGCAGACCACGCGGUGGUGUACCGCUGCAAUGUGAUUGGGUACCAGGACACAAUGUAUGUACACUCCAACCGUCAAUUCUACCGCGAGUGUGACAUCUACGGCACCGUAGACUUCAUAUUCGGCAAUGCCGCGGUAGUUUUCCAAAACUGCAGCCUCUACGCGCGAAAGCCCAUGGCCCAACAAAAAAACACCAUCACGGCCCAAAAUAGAAAGGACCCGAAUCAGAACACGGGUAUUUCAAUCCAUGCCUGUCGGGUCCUAGCCGCAGCAGAUCUCAAAGCUUCCAAUGAAAGCUUUGAGACCUAUCUGGGCCGACCGUGGAAACUUUACUCUAGAACGGUGUACAUGAUGUCAUACAUUGGUGAUCACGUGCAUCAACGUGGGUGGUUGGAGUGGAACACAACGUUUGCUUUGGAUACUUUGUAUUAUGGUGAGUACAUGAAUUAUGGGCCGGGUGCUGCCGUUGGGCAACGGGUCAACUGGCCCGGGUAUCGGGUCAUUACAUCCGCAUUGGAAGCGAGCAGGUUCACGGUGGCGCAAUUCAUAUUGGGCGCUACCUGGUUGCCGUCCACCGGAGUGGCAUUCCUAAGUGGCUUAUCUACGUGAAUUAUUCCACACUGCAACUUGAUUAAAUCUUGUUCCAUAUAUAGUCCAAACCAACCCAAUUUGUCCCCAUAUAUUUUUAUAAUUAGUUUAUUUGCAAUAAUUGUAUUAAACUAAAAAUAUAGUUUAUUUUUUGGUACCAUGCUUUUUUUUUCACCCCAGUGGUCAUGAUAAGAAAUAUAAGUUGUAAUGCAAUGUCGAAUAAAGAAUAACAAAUGGAUUUAAUUUA
This is a messenger RNA of Lotus japonicus, 2221 nucleotides long. Its product is annotated as probable pectinesterase/pectinesterase inhibitor 34. The coding region runs from base 247 to 1995 and encodes 582 amino acids. Gene Ontology annotation, molecular function: pectinesterase activity; pectinesterase inhibitor activity. The transcript has 3 exons. Gene Ontology annotation, biological process: cell wall modification. NCBI's taxonomy places the organism in Eukaryota, Viridiplantae, Streptophyta, Magnoliopsida, Fabales, Fabaceae. The record is from RefSeq and is a predicted model, not a curated record.